Messenger RNA from Melanaphis sacchari, 1584 nucleotides. Its product is annotated as cyclin-dependent kinase-like 4. Gene Ontology annotation, molecular function: ATP binding; cyclin-dependent protein serine/threonine kinase activity. The transcript has 9 exons. Bases 352 to 1422 code for a protein of 356 amino acids. The record is from RefSeq and is a predicted model, not a curated record. Gene Ontology annotation, cellular component: nucleus. Lineage: Eukaryota; Metazoa; Arthropoda; Insecta; Hemiptera; Aphididae. Gene Ontology annotation, biological process: protein phosphorylation.
CUGUAAUGUAUUGUCUUGUUCCCGUGACAAAAAAAAGCAAAUUUUUCGUUCAGAAUAAUUCGUCUUACUGAUUUUAGUGUUGCUUUUAAAGUCACAACGAAUUGACCAAUUAUAAAAUUUGAAGCUCAACUUCUUAAUUUAGCCCACAAGAAUAGUUUAUUGGGAAUGGAUAACGUUUUCGAGCUUUCUCAAUGUGGGCUCAAUCAGAAUCACAAAAUUUCACCAUUAGAUUCAAAUUAUUAUAAUUCGUAAAGAUAGCUAACAAAAAUCAAAAAAAGUGAAAAAGAAAAAAAAUAUGCGAUUGCAUAGAAAUCCACAACCUGACAUGGAUCCAGCUCCAAGUUGAAAUUGAUGGAACGCUACGAGCGUCUGGGCAAAUUGGGUGAAGGGAGUUACGGAAUGGUUUUUAAAUGCCGGAAUCGAGAAAAUGGUCACAUAGUAGCAAUAAAAAAAUUUGUUGAAUCUGAGGACGAUCCAUUAAUUCGAAAAAUUGCUCUACGUGAAAUACGCAUGCUAAAGACAUUAAAACAUCCAAAUCUGGUGAAUUUGCUCGAAGUAUUCCGACGUAAACGAAAACUUCAUUUGGUAUUUGAGUUUUGUGAGCACACAGUACUCCAUGAGCUCGAAAGACAUCCGUAUGGCUGUCCAGAAAUAUUUACCAAACAAAUUAUUUGGCAGACGUUACAAGCCGUUGCAUACUGCCAUCGACACAAUUGUAUACACAGAGAUAUAAAACCGGAAAAUAUAUUACUCACUUCCCAAGGGGUGGUGAAACUUUGUGACUUUGGAUUUGCAAGAUUAAUGAAUCCCGGAGAAAAUUAUACUGACUAUGUGGCUACCAGAUGGUAUAGAUCUCCUGAAUUAUUAGUAGGUGAUACAUUAUAUGGUCCUUCAGUUGAUGUUUGGGCAAUUGGUUGCGUUGGCGCGGAACUUAUAAGAGGAGAAGCUUUGUGGCCAGGAAAAUCUGACGUUGACCAACUGUACUUAAUAAGAUCUACUUUAGGUGACUUAAUAGCAAGACAUAUGCACAUUUUCAAAAUGAACGAAUUUUUUCGAGGUAUGAGUUUACCACAGCCAGAACUUAUUGAACCACUGGAAAAAAAACUACCUAAACAAGCAUUAUCUAUUCCACAUUUGUUGGACUUUUUAAAGAUGUGUUUAGAAAAAGACCCAUUAAGACGAUGGACGUGUGAUCAAUUGUUACGGCACCCUUUUUUCGAUAAUUUCUCGUUCAAGUACCCGGAAGGAGAUUUAUACGAGUUUGAAAAACUUAAAACAUUUCGAGAAAAAUCAAAGAACGGACAUUACGUGAACAUCGCCUCAACGCUAUUUCCACAGAUACCGAGCAACAAUCAAAGCCCUGACUUGACUCGUCCUUUAAAAGUGGCGCAAAAACAUUUCGAUCAUUUACCAGACAUCUGACCAAAAGCUAUGUCAAUAAUUAUAUUAACAUCGUCAGAAGUCAUCACAUUACAAUCAUACUAUACCUACUAUAUAUAUAUAUAUAUAUCCAUAAAUUAAUUUUACAUCACCGAAAGGAGAUUUCACCUGUUUACCUAAUAUGUACCUGCUAUAUUUUGUGAA